AUGAUAACGAAGGCAGUAGAAGCUAGUGGAACAGUUACUAUUACAACUGUAACCCAGCAACUAUUUCGAACAAAGAUGGAUUUUAAUGAAUGUUUCAUUCAUCCAAAGUCAUUCUCUUUAGACCCUAACAUUUAUACAGAACUUGUAGAACAUUAUACAAACGAGGCUUUAUGUUUUCCUGUUAAAGUUAUGGAUUGGAUUCCUAUGGACGGUUCAUUCUCAAAGAAUACAGAUAGUUCAAGUGCAACAUUUACAGCAGCUUAUACGCCUAUUAAUGUUAAAAGUAUUUGGGCACUAUUUAGAAAGAAAGACAACUAUUAUGUUAAUUUUGAGAACCCUAAGUUUAAAUAUCUUCAGCUUUCCAUGGGAGCUUAUGGAAAUAUGCCUGCAGAACCUGAAAAAUCAUAUGGACCUGUAUUUUAUGAAAUGGUUGCGAACGCCUGCAAUACAAACAAUGAUAUGAUAGGAUUUAAUGAAGAUGUUAUGAGGUCAUUGGUGGAUGAUGGUAGUGUGGAACAUAAAUGGGAUAGCUAUGACAACACACAUUUCUUAUGUGGUUUUCCAACAGAAGUGGACUUUUGCUUCCAGCAAGGUCAAACAUCUACUGCUCCAAUAACAUACAAAUUGUCUGUUAAAGGACCUAUUGAACUAGCAACUGAAAAUGUACCAAAGCCACUUAUUGGAUUUAUGAGGGAUUGUUGCUUUGCCAUUCAGGUGCGUGCUAAUGGAAUCCCAAUAAUAAGAUUAGAUGACUAUAACUUAGCUACGGACGACGGUGAGGAAUAA
Trichomonas vaginalis G3 is the source of this 786-nucleotide messenger RNA. RefSeq lists its product as uncharacterized. Bases 1 to 786 code for a protein of 261 amino acids. Lineage: Eukaryota; Parabasalia; Trichomonadida; Trichomonadidae. The record is from RefSeq and is a predicted model, not a curated record. The transcript has a single exon.